AGAAAUUUUAACUUUAUCUUAACUGCUGUUUCAAUAUCACAGAAAAUAUAUACGGAAAAAAUUCAACUUUAACACAUUUUUAUUCAUAAUUUUUCUAGCUAUGAAUAGUUUUUGGCUACUGAGUUUAAUAUGUUUCUCAACAGGACUAACCAAUGCAGGAGUCCUGGAUGAUAUCACGUCCACAGCAUCAGGUCUCCUAGCGAUUCCUGCAUUGAUUCCAUCUUUGAAAAAGCAGAAGCAUUCACCCAACACAGCGUCGGAUGUGAAAAAAUCUUAUGACUAUGUUAUAAUUGGAGCCGGCUCAGCAGGUUCCGUAUUAGCCAACAGACUGUCUGCCAACCCAUGUGUGAGCGUUGUCGUUCUAGAAGCAGGCUCUACCCCACCUAUUCUAACCGAAAUUCCUUCGGCCGAAAGAUUUUUUGUGCACUCUUCCAUUGAUUGGGAUUUCGAAAGUGUUCCUCAGCAAAGAUCGGGGCAGAAUCUCAAAGAAAGGAAAGUGAGGUAUGCAAGUGGCAAAGUUCUUGGAGGUUCCAGUGUCCUGAAUGAUGUACAGUAUAGUCGUGGUAAUCCACAGAAUUAUGAUGAUUGGGAAUCUAUGGGAGCAAAAGGUUGGGCCUACAAAGACGUCUAUAAAUAUUUUCUCAAAUUAGAGGACAACAGAGAUCCCGAAUACGCAAAUGAUGGAUAUCACAGUGUUGGUGGACCACAAACUGUAUCAAAGCCUAACUACAACCCUGAACUCAAAAAGCAUAUCUUUGAAGCUGCGAAAAGCUUGAACAUUCCUGUUACUGAUUCCAACAGUCCCCACCAACUUGGAAUUUAUGACUUGCAAGGCACUUUAAGGGACGGUCAACUGUGCAGUACAGCAAAAGGGUAUUUAGUGCCAGCUGAUUCUCGCAGCAAUUUGGAUAUAGUAAAAGAUGCAUUUGUUCGAAAAAUAAUAAUUAAAAAUGGAGUGGCUACUGAUGUUGAGUUCAAGUACAAAGGUUCCAUUCGAACCGUGGCUGCCGAAAGGGAAGUUAUAUUAUCAGCUGGAACAGUCAACACACCUAAGAUAUUAAUGCUGUCAGGAAUCGGACCAGCUGAACAUCUUAAAGAACAUAAAAUAGACGUUAAUGCAGAUUUGCCAGGAGUUGGACAGAAUUUACAAGAUCAUGUGGGAUCUAUUGAAAAUUUUGAAGUAAACAAUACUGUAAAUGUUCUUUUCAAAAUGCUAAAUCCAGCUAACAUUGGCAAAUAUGUCUAUGACCGUUCAGGAGUUUAUUCAGCUGCCCAAUUAGUUCUAGCACUUUCAUAUUUGCAGAAUCAAAAUAAUCCAAGAGUUAACAGUGUUCCAGAUCAUCAACUCUAUUUUGUGGAACUGAAUACUGUUCUACCCCUGUUGGAUUUUAAUUUGAAACCCGAGGUGUUUUCUCAAGUAUAUUCAAAAUACACUUUUACUCCCUAUCUUGGAUGUCUUGUUCAUCUUAUGCAUCCAGGUAGCCGAGGGACUAUAACUCUGAAAUCAGCUGAUCCAGAAGACCCUCCUCUCAUAGAUCCAAAUUAUUUUGAAGAUCCAUCUGAUGUUCAUGACAUUGUUGAAGCACUAAAAGACUGCAGGAGAUUUGCAGACACGCGUCCAAUGAAAGAAAUCGGCACUAAGAGGUUUGAUACUCUCUAUCCCGGAUGUGAAGAAUACGCUGGCAAUGAAGAUGAGUAUUACAGGUGUCAAGUGAUUACAGUACCUAUUACUUACUACCAUUAUGCUGGAACUGCAAAGAUGGGUGAUCCCAGAGAUAACAUGAGUGUAGUGGAUCCAGAGUUAAGAGUCAAGGGGAUAAAAAAUCUUCGAGUGGUUGACUCAUCUGUUAUGCCAACAAUCACAACUGGUAACACCAAUAUUCCAACAAUCAUGAUUGCUGAGAAAGCGUCGGAUAUGAUAUUAUCAAGCGUCAACUGCAAAAAUUAAAUGUUGUCUUAUGUGUUUUCUGUCUAACUCGAAAUAAAUAAUGUUUUAUAUUAAUCAGUGAAUAUGAAAAAUACUUGUAAUAAAAAUGCAUGCUUUU
Molecule: messenger RNA, 2045 nt
Organism: Parasteatoda tepidariorum (common house spider)
Lineage: Eukaryota; Metazoa; Arthropoda; Arachnida; Araneae; Theridiidae
Product: glucose dehydrogenase [FAD, quinone]
Molecular function (GO): flavin adenine dinucleotide binding; oxidoreductase activity, acting on CH-OH group of donors
Source: RefSeq, a predicted model, not a curated record